GUUUCUUUUACAUCCAGCUCGCGCUCAGUUGAACAGUUUUCAUCGCAAUAGACGGACUCGGUUUGACGCUCAGUGCAGCCUUUUUCAUCAUGCCGUUCUUGGAUUUGCAUACUCCAUUCCCAGUAUUACAUGCUAAGGAUUUUUACCUGACUUAAGGGACGCUUCAUGACAUUACAUCAUAAGAAAUUUGGUCAUUGCUGUACAGUGGUGCUUCAGAGCCCCUUAGUGGACUAAAGGGUGGAUUACACGGGUGGUAAGAGUCCAGCCAGAGAUCAGGACCAUGGCUGACGUGGACCUCAUAGAAAAGCACUACAACUUCACUGGGAAAUUCCGUAAAUUAGAAAAGGAUUCAGGACUCAAGGCUGAUUCUGUCGUGUUUAUUAUCGUGUGCUGCUUCAUCAUUCUCGAGAAUGUGCUGGUUCUUCUCACCAUUUGGCGGACCAAAAAGUUCCACAAACCCAUGUAUUAUUUUAUUGGAAACUUGGCUCUUUCAGACUUACUGGCUGGAGUGGUAUACACAGCUAACAUCCUGCUCUCAGGAGCUAAUACAUAUAAACUGAGUCCCAUGCAGUGGUUCUUUCGUGAGGGCAGCAUGUUUGUAGCGCUGGCUGCUUCAGUCUUCAGUCUCUUGGCCAUUGCCAUUGAGCGGCACCUUACUAUGCUCAAAAUGAAGCUUCACAACAGUGGAAACACAUGCCGUGUCUUCAUGUUGAUCAGCACAGUGUGGUUCAUUGCUGCCAUCCUGGGUGGUUUGCCCAUCAUGGGCUGGAACUGCAUCUACAGCAUGAAGAACUGCUCAACAGUACUACCACUCUACCACAAGACCUACAUUCUCUUCUGCACCACUGUGUUCAGUGUGAUCCUCAUGGCCAUCGUGGUGCUAUACGCCCGCAUCUACGCACUGGUUCGCACACGCAGCCGCAAACUCGUCUUCCGCAAGGUCUCAAACGGCCGCGGGAGCGGGAACAAGAGCUCGGAGAAGUCUAUGGCCCUUCUGAAGACAGUCAUCAUUGUCUUGAGCUGCUUUAUCGCUUGCUGGGCGCCACUCUUUAUCCUGCUCCUGCUGGAUGUAGCCUGUGAGAUCCGUACCUGUUAUAUCCUCUACAAAGCUGAGUGGUUCCUUGCUCUGGCUGUUAUGAACUCAGCAAUGAACCCUCUCAUCUACACACUCACCAGCAAUGAGAUGCGCAGGGCCUUCCUCAAGAUGCUGCUGUGCAGUGUGUGUACUCAGCCGGCUGGCAAGUUCUCCAGACCCAUCAUUGGGGCAGAGUUCAGCCGGAGCAAAUCGGACAAUUCAUCACAUCCCAAUAAGGAAGAGCCUGAGUACUCACCCAGGGAAACGGCUGUGUCCUCAGGAAACAUUGCUUCAUCAUCAUAAAAAGGACUGUGGACAUUUUCUUGCUCUUUCUUAUUUAGUGAAUGUAUGUAUUUGUGUGGAGAUCCUGCUGGACACCUAAAUGAGAGCUUGUCCAAUCCACACUACUCUCAGUAAGUGAGAAUAAAGCUUCAUUUUUAUCUAACUAACACCUACGUCUACAACAGUGUUAGCAGAUCAUGGAGACAGGCAGUUAAAGAGCGGACCAGGACACAGUGGACAAUGAACAAACAACACGUUUGGGGUUUGUUUCUCAGCUGGUUCUUCAUCCACAUGCUGCUUAAUUAUAAUGUUGUGCAUUAGAGUUUGAAUUUAAUGAUGUUUCACAGCAUGUAUCAAAGUUUGAGUGUCCAUGAGUGGACAGAGUCCUUACAUGCAUAGCUGAUUCACGUCUCUCCUGGAGCUGGUGUGGAUUAAAGGGGGGGAAAAAAUGGAAUGAAGCAAUCCGGAUUACUAAAAAAAAAACUUUAACUUAAACCUUUAAAAAACUUUAAUCUAAAACAGGUUUUGUGUGUAAAUUGGACUGUUUUGUCAUGUUCAGUGUGUUUGGAUGACUUUGUUAACAUGGCAACAUUUAGAACAAUUUCUAAGUCAGUGUUUUUUAACUUGUAUGAAGAGCUUAACUGGGAGAACAGACUGAAACAAGAAAAAGACUUUUUUAUCCAGAACUACAAAAAUAUGAAAUAAGUGCAAGACUCUUGAAGGACAUGGCAUCACUGAAACGUCUUCGCCUGAUCGCAAAAUGCACUUAACAACCUGAGCUCUGUAAAGCUGAUUAAUCAGUAUUACCCACUGUUUUUAUUUAUCACAUGGAAACGUUCUAAUAUGAGGAACAUUUAGAAUAGCACUUGUUGUAAAAGUGCUAUCUGAGAGCCCUCUCAGGCCUUUUACUGACUCAUUAUAACGUACUAGAAUAUUGGGCUCAUUUUUGUACCAUUACAGCAACAAAAAAAAACUUUUUUACCCAUUAUUUUUUGCACAUAUCACAUAAACGUAAAUAAACAUCUAAAGAAAAAUAACAUGAAGAGGGAAAAUUCACACAUUCAUAUCACGUUAAAGCUCUAAAAAAACAGAUCUUUUUCGGUAAGGGUAAAUGUCUAAUUAAAGAAAUGCAGUAAAAGAAAGGUACUUGUGUUUCUUUGACUUAACGCCAUCCUUUUAGUGAGAUUUCUACUACCCUGAUUGAGAAUGUAUUUUCUUUUCAUAAAUAUAAUCUCACCUUUCAUCCAACAGCUGUAGAGAUUUAGUUAGCAUGUACAGUAGUUCAGCGAUAUUAAUUAAUCUUGAAUCCACCUGUAACCUCAAUAAGGGUUGAAUUACAAUGUGGUAUUAAUGCAUCAUGAAAUGAAAGGUAAUUUUUAUACCACUUUUAUAGAUUUUAGGCUUUAUGGUUUUGUUGCUAGUUAAUGCAUGUGCACAAACUGCUUUGCAUUUGCAGUCUAGCGUCAUUCAAAAUGUGUGGAAAUAAGAAAUGAGGGUUACAAAUGAAGCAUUACAAAUGAAUCAUGUAUUACAGACAGAUGCUGGAAAUGUGAAUCUGAUCAGAUCCAUAAUCAUCACCAUCUUAAUCAUCAUCCUACCUUUACAACAUCUGUACUGAAAAACUACAAAGUAUAAACAUGGUUCAAAAUGCAUCACUUAGCAAUAAUGAUUCAGAGAAAAGGUUUAGUUACCAGCCGGUUUUGUUCCUGUGGGUUUUUUUUUUUUGCACUUUGUAACACCUGUGUGUGUC
Messenger RNA from Tachysurus vachellii, 3107 nucleotides. It is a transcript of the gene s1pr1, whose product is annotated as sphingosine-1-phosphate receptor 1. Lineage: Eukaryota; Metazoa; Chordata; Actinopteri; Siluriformes; Bagridae. The coding region runs from base 281 to 1378 and encodes 365 amino acids. Gene Ontology annotation, molecular function: sphingosine-1-phosphate receptor activity. The record is from RefSeq and is a predicted model, not a curated record. The transcript has 2 exons. Gene Ontology annotation, biological process: angiogenesis; sphingosine-1-phosphate receptor signaling pathway. Gene Ontology annotation, cellular component: membrane.